AAAUGUCACUUAUAGAAAUUACGGAAGUUAAAACUGACAUUUACCGUAGGGUGGAAUUAAGGGGUUUUCAUUGCACACAGUUGAUUAUGUUAUACUGCUUUCUUUCUGAGCCAAAGAAAAAGAAGUCGAUCGCAAAAAAAGAAGUUCGUUCUUCAUUUACUCAUGCGAUCCGCUGUUAGUGCAAUUUUGUCAGCUCCGGCUCCAGAGUCAAAUAUGUCUCACCCAGAUUACAGACAAACAGCCCAUGAUCAUGCUGCUUUGUUGAUUAUGGUGAGGCAUCUUGGUUCAAAGCUAAAUCCUAGAAACUUUUCCCGGUUAUAUGAACGCAUCUCAAAGCAAAAUUCUUUUAGAAUUAAGGAUAGCUCAGGAAGUGUGCGUACCAUUUCAACCCGGUUUAUUAAAUCAUAUCCUGUAGAAAACAAUGAAUGGGGAGAUUUCCAAACUCACCGUAGAGUGCUUGGUCUCAUUUGUGUUGGUGAAUGCACUAAUACACAAGAAGUGAGUGAGCUUAGCAAAAUUCACGAAUCCUUGAGAUCUAAAUUCAGUGGGACUUUGUAUGAUUCUUGCUGCCUUUUUUUGGGUUUACAGCAUGAUGGUACACCCUAUGUCACAUCUGCUGUUGAGCAUUCACCAAAAGAAAAGCAACAACCUGUGCUCCCUAAAGAUCAAGAAAAUUCAUCCAUUUCCAGUAAAACCCACAGUAGUCCAACGGAGUCAUAUCAUCCGUCUUGCAGCGAUGCUGAGGGGCCUAGGUCUCCUGGUAUUAGCGACCAUGAUAGUUUUGGUGAAACACCGACCGCUAUGAACAUAAGUAACAUCACAAGCAAAGUAGUAUCUCAUCCGUCUCGCACCCUCUAUUAUCCGAGUUUGGACAAGUGUGUCACUUUAGAAACAGAUUUACAGGAUUUCGUGUCAUCACUCUUUUGGGUGUUGGAAUCUAAAAGGCUCGUCGCUAUUGGCAAUAUCGACAAGGAGAAGCAACCUUUUUUGUGUGCUCCAUUUGAACGAAAAGAUCUUAUCGGAAUGGAUUUAGAAUCUCGAACUCAUCGGAAACGCUGCAUUGGUCGUUGGAGGAAACAAGUUGGAGAUUUAUCUCUUCAGGCAGGACUAAUAGCCGAAGCACUGGAGCAUUACCAAGCGGCGGCGGAUGUCCUUCGACCAGCGAACGAUUGGCUUUGGUUAGCUGGCGCUUUCGAAGGACUUUGUGCCGCCUCCAUCACUCUUCUUUAUCCUCAUCUUCGGCGGCCCACGGCCAUUCAGAGAAAUGGAUCACUAACAGGCGAAGGAUUCAAUGGUCGAAUAAGGUCGAAUUCUUCGGGAGCUGGAGUUCGUUCUCUUCCUCCUGAUAUCGACACCCAUCAGCAUUUUCUGAAGAAUCGUUUGAAAUUCAAACAUGCGUUGGGACCAGACGAAGUUAUUGAAAAGUAUCACGAAGCCGUAGUCCAUUACUCCAAGUACCGUAAUGCUGGUGUAAUUGAAACAGAAGCGUCCAUUAAGGCUGUACACGUUCUUAUUGAACAGAGAAAAUACCUUUCGGCUGCAGAAUUCCUACAAAACGUAGUUUUCAUCAACUUACACCUUUCCGAUGAAGAAAAGAUACAAAGAUUUACUGCCCUGUCUGAGCUUUAUAACCAACUGGGAUUUAAACGUAAAAGCUCUUUUUUUCGCCGCGUGUCUGCGAUGCGUUGUGUUGCUCCUAUGACAACACUUCAACCGAACUGGACACUUUGCUAUCAGCUCCUUUUUGAAUCAAUUGGUGGUUUUAAGCUUUCACUUGAGCCUGGCGUAUUAUCUUACGAGCACGCAAAUGGAUGGCCAGCUUUGCAAGUUCAGAUUUUACAAGAACUAACUGGAACAGCCAGACGCCUGGGCAAUGUUCCAUUGGCUAUUCGCCACGCUUCUUUACUGGUGCACCUUCUACUUAUCCAACAACAACAAGCCGGUGCAGCGGCAAUCCUGUCAAGUCAAGAGCAAGCAGAAAUGGCAAAACAACUUGAACAGCUGUCGCAACGGUCGGAGACGCCACUGCAUCCGGGACCUCUUGCACUUGAAAAUGGCACUAUAAUCCCCCCGGUUUCCUUGACUCUUUUGCCGAAAAUUGUUAGCUUUAAAUUGCAGCCGCCAGGAGCUGUCUUGGCCGCUCAAAGGCUUGUGCCUGAGGAUGAAGUCAACAAUGGUCCCUUUUUGUUUACCCCUAUUCAAUUCGGAUCUUUUAGGAAGCAACCAACAAGAAAAACACAAGUUGAAAUGGAUUUCCAAUGGGUGGAAGGCGACCGAUGUGAAGUCAUAAUGCAAGUCAUUAAUCCUUCUGCUUAUGAACUGCGCGUUUCCAACAUGCAGUUGUUGACAGAAGACGUUGAAUUUGAACCGGAAACUACGAACGUUAUUCUUCCUCCGGCUCUUGACCCAAAAACAGCCACACCUACACCUAUAACCCUCAGUGGCAUACCACGUAAACCUGGACUUCUUAAAAUUGUGGGUUACUCGAUGACCGUACUAGGUUUAAAGAACCACUGCAAAUUGAAAAGUGCAAUGCCCUUCAUGGGCAGUUCUUUUUUUUCAAUUCAUGUGGUCCCGGUUUUACCCCGUUUAUCUGUUCAGAUUGCCUCGCCGAAUCAUAAUUUAAUCACCACCUCAGAAUCUCAGUCCGUAUCAGCAGCUAGCUCAGUACAACUUUACGCGGGACAAAGUACUGAGUGUAAUUUGUCGUUGGUCAAUACGGGCGAUGCUUCGGUGGAAUCUUUUGAUUUGGAAUUAGUCCAUGCCAACCGAUUAUCAUCUAAUCAAGUUUUCAGCGUCAGCAUAGAUAAUCUGAAAGCACAGCUUCCAUGGCAACCUGGUACGGCCGUGAGUGUUACCGUCUAUGUUCAGGGUGCCAGUGAUUUUCUCAUGCCAGCCAUGAACGAUUGUCUCACAAAUCUCCACUCGGCUGACGAUUCUGCAAGUCUUCCAAGCUUGUCUGGUCCACCAUCAAUAUUUUCGCGACUGAGCAGUCAUACUGGAGUUACUGGUUCACCACGUAACAAAGCCAAGCGAGCCGAAUCUCUUGUAUCAGUCCGCUCCGGAGCAUCUAGUGUCAGAUCCGGAGGAAGCAGCAAUCUUCGUGCAGCUGAAUGUCACAGCAACAGUCACAUUGCUCCUCGCACGGUUGCAGCUCUGCUUAAGCUGCAAUAUUCUGGAGGUCUAGGAUACACAGCAGGGUUUUGUAGGUCCACUAGUGUUGCUUUGACUGUCGAAAUAUUACCGUCAGUCAUAAUUACCAAGUGGGACGUACUACCUGCAGAAACCCCUUCGCACUGUUAUCUUGUGCUCGACAUACUAAAUGCAACUCAGUAUGAAAUGGAACUCCAGUACAGCAGCUGCAAACACAUUGCUAUUGAAGCCCAAGACACGUGCCGUAUCCCUGUGCCGGUGGAACGAUGCCCAUUGGUCAAAUUAGCACACGUUUAUACUGAAAGUGAUCUGAAUCCGGAGCAGCAGCUUGAAAAAAUUGCCAAGAUUUGCUGCGAACAUAUAUCUUCUUUGGUCGAACUGAAAUGGAGCAUUUCGGGUGUCAACCAAAGUUCUUGUACUUCCACAGCUGAUGGCACGGAAUAUAAUUCCCCUAGGCCAAUAAAAGGCAAAGCCUCAUUGAGUAGCCUGCGCAUAGCGCCUUCAAUGUUGGACCUUCUUCACAUCCCUCCUAUCCAAUUGGAGAUUGAAUUAAAUCAAGAAACGUGGUCGGCUGAGCGAGCCGAAUUUGUCUGUUCAGUGGGCGAUGUAUUGGACAUCACUGUCAAUUUAUUUAACGCGUUAAGCAAAUUUUUGGGACCCCUGAACCUGCAGAUAGCGGUAUACCAAGACCUACAAAAUGGUACAUUUCACCGGCGAUUAGAUACACGCCUCCUAACUAUUGGGUCAGACCGUGCUGUUGUCGGAAAGAUGGAUCCAAAUAGUAGCUACAAACAUAAUUGUGGCAUAAUAUUUUUUACACCUGGAAAUUACAAACUAGAUGUGGUUUGUUCACUCCAAAUUUCAACGCAACAUAGAGAGUCGAAAUUCAAUAUGUCAUAUGAUCCAACUCACGAACAACAUAUUUGGAAAUUUGUCCCAUCCGUUGAAAUCAUCGUUUCUGAACCGUGACCUUUGAAGAGUAAGUUCACAUUGAAGUUGUAAUUGGAACUUAUUAGCUUUCCAAUUGUAUAAAUGAGUAAAUAUCAUCUGACUUGGUUGUAAA
Messenger RNA from Daphnia carinata, 4216 nucleotides. RefSeq names its product trafficking protein particle complex subunit 9-like (gene brun). Bases 163 to 4122 code for a protein of 1319 amino acids. The transcript has 18 exons. Gene Ontology annotation, cellular component: trans-Golgi network. The record is from RefSeq and is a predicted model, not a curated record. NCBI's taxonomy places the organism in Eukaryota, Metazoa, Arthropoda, Branchiopoda, Diplostraca, Daphniidae.